This is a messenger RNA of Lentinula edodes (shiitake mushroom), 479 nucleotides long. Its product is annotated as replication factor A protein 3. Lineage: Eukaryota; Fungi; Basidiomycota; Agaricomycetes; Agaricales; Omphalotaceae. Gene Ontology annotation, cellular component: DNA replication factor A complex; nucleus; site of double-strand break. Gene Ontology annotation, biological process: base-excision repair; DNA replication; nucleotide-excision repair. The transcript has 4 exons. The coding region runs from base 47 to 370 and encodes 107 amino acids. Gene Ontology annotation, molecular function: damaged DNA binding; single-stranded DNA binding. The record is from RefSeq and is a predicted model, not a curated record.
CGCGACGUGACUAAGACGACUUCCUUUUUGCCUUUCAACGAUCAUCAUGUCUGAUAUUAGUCCUCGCGUCAAUUCUGCAAUUUUGCCUCGUUUUAUAGGCCAAAUGGUCCGAAUUCCUUGCAAAGUCCUUACAACGACUGAUAGCACAGUCACUGUGCAGACUUCAGAUGGUGGUGAAGUUCUUGUCAAAUACACUGGGGAUCACGGAAUCUCAACCUCUUACGCGGAAAUCGUGGGGCAUGUCAUCGACCAGACCACAGUAAAGAAAGCGGCGGUCAUAAACUUGCAGUCUGAAUUAGACCUGCAAAUGGUGGACCGAGUGAUAAAACUGAUCCAUGACCCGCGUUUCUUCUCUACCAUAUUCUCAUAACUGUCAAUGUAUCGUAUCUAUUCACAUUAUUCACAUUGUAUCGCGGUUUCUAGCUCUGUAAAAUCAACUGCUUCCAUUUCAGAUACGGAGUUUACUCGCCUGACUGUCA